This is a messenger RNA of Dermacentor silvarum, 2632 nucleotides long. RefSeq lists its product as uncharacterized. The coding region runs from base 1 to 2112 and encodes 703 amino acids. Gene Ontology annotation, molecular function: serine-type endopeptidase inhibitor activity. The transcript has 4 exons. Lineage: Eukaryota; Metazoa; Arthropoda; Arachnida; Ixodida; Ixodidae. The record is from RefSeq and is a predicted model, not a curated record.
AUGUGCCGUAUCGCAACUCCUCAAAAUCAAAAGGAAGUCCUCUCCUGGAUACAGGCAGCUAGCUUUUACCGUCGAUUCAUCAAGGGUUUCGCUAAAGUGGUAGCCCCUCUUCAAGCCCUUGUCAAGUCGUCCACAUUUCUGUGGUCCCCAGAAUGUGAAAGUGCCUUCCAGACUAUUCGCUCAGCCUUCACAGAGCCACCACUACUUGCUCACUUCAAUCAAUCUGCAGCAACAACAGUAGCCACUGAUGAUCACGGUUACCCCGGCACCAGCUACGUGCCUAAGGUUCCUCUCCAGCAACAACGGUCGCUCCAACAAACUGGCCUUGUUGAGCGCGUCCUCGACGUAACUGCCCAAGGUUCAGAGGCAUCUGCCAAUUCAGAAGCAGCUCAAGCCUACCGCAAACGCCACUAUGAUAGUGCCCAUCGCUCUCAUAGCUUCACAGACGAUAUCUUGGACGAGGACGACGAUGGCACUCGACCGCCGCCCCGAAAGGUCAAGAACAUCCGAGUAGACGUGGACAUCCCCAGAAGGAAAGUGGUAGAGACACCGCCAAAGCUGGCGUCCAUGCAAGUCCGGACUCCGAACGUCGAAAUCCUAGUCCAGAAGCCGCCGUCCAUAUGGUCCAGAAUGUGGAAUAUUUACUCAGCAGUGGGGCCUGCCGAUGUCAAAGCGCGAGACGAAGCCCCGGUUGACCCGAAGGUUCCUUUUGCGGCAGCGACUGAUUCGACGGGUUUCCACAAAAAGGGGCAAGACUCGCCACUGCUAAUAGCCGGGGCCACUAAAGAUGCCCACACUGUUGAGCAGCGGAGGCCGCAGGCUCAUGCAAAUCAUACCGAUAGCGAAGACAAAAUGAGCAGCUUCGAAUCAGGCACCGAAGAGCUUUCCGAGGAAAGGCACGCGUCUUCCGCAGCAGAAGAUUCGGCGACUGGCUACCAACCAGCGUCUUCAGCCGGCAGAUCCCCGAAAAUAAGCAUGCGCGCCGACGAGUCUGGGAAACGUCGUCUUGAAGCAUCGUUUAGUGUGCAAAGAGAUGUAGACAACACCGCCGCUGUGCGCAUUGCCGUCAAUUCCGAUAAGCACCUGAACUGCCGCUCUUAUGUUAUGUGCAGCAGACUCAAAGAUGAGAGCAAUUAUCUCGGCCUGAGCAUCUUCAACGCUCUGCCUGAAGGCCAGAAUGUGUGUCUCUCCAUUUACGGAAUCUCAUUCAUUGUUUCUCUCAUCGAUCUUCGUGUGACAGACUCAAAAGCCAGUUUCAGGGAAACGUUGAAGUUCGGUGCCCUAGUGCCCAAGGAAGGCGCCCGCUUGGCAUGCUCUUGCAAGGAGGUGGUAACAACACUGAGGCGAAGGGUGGUAGACACAGGUGAAGUAACAGUGAACACCGAAGUGUAUCUCCGCCCUUUCGCCACGAUUAACCAGCAUGACAGUUGGAAACUUUCAAAAGAGAACGCCACAAGCCACGUCAUGACUGCGGAGCUCUUUAACACCUUUGCCGAAGAUCUGGCCUGCACAGCCUGGAAUGACGUGCUCUUCAACACAGCCUGCUUUGAAAACCUCUGGAAAUGCCCCUUCAGCAAGAAAUCCACGUACACGGGCAGCUUCUUCAAUAAAUGGACGGACCAGGUCAGUGUGCAAGUGAUGCGUAAGACUUGCGUACUGCCAUACUCUUUCUACCCUGACCUCGAAGCACACGUCGUAUGCUUGCCAUACGCUGACGGUGCGCUCUCCAUGGUGCUAAUUGUGCAGCGGUCGUUAUCUUCUCGCCCCUUGAAGCUCACUCCAGACGCAGUGAAAGGCUUCAUUCACGGUGCCGUGGGGACACUGGUCACGCUCCACAUGCCCAAGUUCCAUGUGUCCACUUCAAUCGACAUGGCCGACCUCACGAACGACCUAGCGAGCGCGAGCUACGGGAGUGAGCAGCUUCUGUUUCUUCAGCUGCGGCAGGACGCGUACAUCUCUGUGGACGAGGGACACUGGCCUGUCGUGAGCGCCGAACGCACUUCGUUCUCGGGAGACCCUGUGACCAUCGUCGUUAACAAGCCCUUCCACUUCAUCAUCAUGGACAGAACGUCUGACUUGAUCCUUUAUACCGGCAGGGUGAUGUCGCUGUAAACGUGCGCCCUUCAGCCUAUCACCAUUCUAUAUAUAUCAGCUGAUUGGCCAGCUAUUACAUACCGCUUGAGACUGCUACCGUUACCCUACGACAGGGCGUUGACUGCAGAGAGAAAGCGAUGCUUCGGUCGUGUCAGUGGAGCAUAUAUACCGUAUACUUCGGGUACUUCUAGUGCAGACGUUCAUAGAACCAAUUGCCGCUGUUCCAAGAACACAAAUUUUAGAAAUUAAAUGCGAUGAAAUAUUGCAUAUGUGAAAUCUCGUUACGCUAUCUUCUUGCUUGUGUGUGUUGUUUUGCGCUGGUUCUUGCCUUUCAAUCCUGUACCAAUUGGCCCAACUCUCGACCCUAUCGAAGCGAAACACCGAUUACAAAAAUCCCAACGUAAAUGCGGCAGCGUAUUUUUAAACCUUCUGCUGAUGUCGCUCAGAAUCAGCUCAGCUCAGGCCACGGUAGAAGAACACACAUGGGUUUCAACGUAUCCCAGUAACGCGACACACCCUUUGUUGGUGUUUCUGCUUC